Lindgomyces ingoldianus is the source of this 1512-nucleotide messenger RNA. RefSeq lists its product as uncharacterized. The coding region runs from base 10 to 1254 and encodes 414 amino acids. The transcript has 2 exons. The record is from RefSeq and is a predicted model, not a curated record. NCBI's taxonomy places the organism in Eukaryota, Fungi, Ascomycota, Dothideomycetes, Pleosporales, Lindgomycetaceae.
CAUAACACCAUGGCCGGGGAUGAUAUCGAUAAUGAUGACUACGUUGCCAAUCUAUUGAAACAAGAUGCAAAGAACACGGCAAAGAAGUACGACAUGGUGGGCCUUGAUGCCUUCAUCCCGAAACGGUCACAAUUAAGAGCUCCCAAACCGAACACGAGGUUUCUACGCCACAUUAUCCGCGAGACCGAUUCACACAAUGCCGCAUUACUUGCCAAGGAGGCGGAGGAGUCCCGGGCACGUCUGCGGGAAUUAAACAAGGAGAAGAUGCGAAAGGAGAAAGAUGAGCGCCGGAGAGAGCAAGGAAGGCUGACUCCCCCGGAUAUGACGGACGACGAGAGACGACAUACGAAGAGAAAAAGACCCGACUACAGUGAUGACGAGGAACAGGACAGAGUCCGGAGGAGGAAGCGGGAGUAUGCCGAUUUGGAGGAUUACAGGUCUAGGAAGAGUAGGGAAACAGAGCGAGAUAGACAAAAAGAAAAGGCGAGAUACGAGCAUGGCAAGACUGAGAGCUCUAAACACAGGUCGAGGCGAGAGAGGCGGCAUAGGCACAGGGAGCGAGGACACGAUUCCGGCAGUGAAGAAGACGAUGAUAGAUCGUGUCGAAAAGACAACUCACACCCCAAACAUAGGAGGCGGAAAUAUUGUUCAGAAUCUAGGUCUAGGUCUAAGUCUAGGUCUCCUUCAACAUCUCCCUACCCACAAAGGCACAAGUCAUCACGGCAGCGACACGAAUCGCACUCCCGUCGCCGUCAAUCUGAAAACCCAUGCGCCAGCAGAUAUAAACAUAAAAUAUCGGAUGACAAGACCAAACAAAGACGACAAUCCGCAGGCCCUGGAUCUGAUUCCGAUCCCCUUGAGGCCAUUGUCGGACCUCUCCCUCCUCCUCAACCCAUCGUUCGUUCCCGCGGCCGUGGCGCCUACAAAGCCAACUCCAUGGCCAUGGAUGCCCGGUUUUCAUCAGGCUACGACCCCUCCACCGACAUCCACCUCAACUCCGAUGUCGAAGAUGAUUGGGAUGAUGCCCUUGAAGCACUUCGGGAUCGCCAGAAAUGGAGACAGCAGGGUGCUGAACGACUAAAAGAAGCAGGGUUCUCUGCCGAUCAAGUCAAGAAAUGGGAAAAAGGCGACGUCAAGAACGAAGAGGAUGUGGUAUGGACGAAGAAGGGUGAAGGUCGAGAGUGGGAUCGGGGAAAGGUUGUCGACGACGAUGGAGAUGUUGAUUUGAGGGCUGAAUGGGCCAGACUUAGAUGAACAAAAAGCUUCUAAAUGCAGCCAUAUAUUCCUCCAAUCGCCGAUCGCCCACUCUUAACCACAAUUUAUGGGAUAGAUGGACAUAGCUCGGAUUCAAAGCCAUAUAGAUGUGUUUCGAUUACAUCAUCCCCUCUAAUGCUUUUGCCUUCAAAGUAAUACCUGAAUCGACCAAUCGCAACAUUCGAGGGCUACUUGGCUCCAAUCAGAUCGGCAGAACAUUCACCCCCCGCCAUCGUACAAUGACCUUCGCUACGCUUG